AUGGCUGACUCCGACCCUGGAACUGUUGACUCAGUCCCACUUAGCACAAACAUAGAGGCUCCACCAGACACGCUUCAACCGCGUGCCCAGCUCAAACGGACUGCUUCCGCUGCGUCGCUCACCGGUGCGUUGGACCCCAGUAGGAAAAGAAUGAAGGAAGAAGGGUCUGAGCACGAUUCUCAAAGCUCGGCUGGGGAUGCACUCACCGGUGGCAACAUUACUGAGGAGCUUGUAGAGCAGCUUACGUUGGAGUUGCAGUGUGGAUGCUGUUCCUCUUUGGUAUACCGUCCAGUCCUCGUUCACCCAUGUCAGCAUUUUUUCUGCGGAAGUUGCUGUGUCUUGUGGAUUCGCAACGGCGGCACAAAUUGCCCCGCGUGUCGUGGACUUUCAACAACUGUAACGCCAUUCAGACCUCUUCAAACCAUUCUGGAUCUUCUUCUUCGAGCAGCCCCACAGAAGGCAAGAACGGAACGAGAGCGGCAACAGGCAGACGAGAUAUAUUCAGGGACAUCAAUGCGGAUCCCAGCACCAAGAGAGCUCUCCCCAGAACCUGAUAUCAAUCCGAGUGAUUAUGCUCGACCAUGCCCUACUUGUUUGCCGGGCAACGCGUAUGGAUGGAAUUGUCCUCAGCCAAUUGUCGAUCCAAACAUCGAUCCAGACCAUGCAUGGCUAUUGGAUGAUGGUUCACCUCCUGGUCAUGCUCUAUGUGGCAAUUGCGAGAAUCUGCUCGCCUUAGCCUCGCCGAUGACAUCGAAAUGCGACUUUUGCCAAGUGUCCUUUUGUGGCAUCACCGCUCAAGGGCGGUGCGUGGCCACCACACUGUUGUCUCAGCAACUGCACGAGCUUCAUGAUCUUGGAGACAUGAUACAGUCAGCCAAAGUUUACGAAGCAUUUUGCAGCAAUACUGUCGAGGUUGACAUUAUGCUCGACUAUCUCACGACCCAGAGAAUGACUCCACGCCAUAUCUAUCAGGAUAUUGUGACACAUAUCCAGGCUCAGCCUCGAGGUUUCCUUCCCUUGGUCGAACAGGAGCUUUUUGUCGAUGUCCAUCCAUUGCCAGCGGGUAUCGACCCUGACCCACAAGCACCGCGCAACAAGAUCUGCCGAGGAUGUGCCGCCGAAGUAUUCUUCUACGGACUAAGAGACUGGUUCCUUCGCGAGCGAGCCAAAGGCUUUUUGGAGGAGGCAAUUCUAGGCAAGAAAAACUGUGAGAAUGGCGCAGAAUGCACCCGCCAAGGGGAACUAGAACAUGCACGAGAAUUUAAUCACAUGGUUCCAUUUGUGGGUUCUCCGAGCCACACCGGAGAGGUCGCUGCUGUGAAUCCGCUGCCCGCUUCUGCUCCCCCUGCACCAGAGAACACUUCCGACGACGACGAUGAAGAAGAAGCAGAUGUCAUUCUCAACAUGGGGGAAGUCGAUCUUUCAUUUGAAUCGGACGUCCUUCCUACGCCCCCGGCUCAGGCGACUACUAUCCCCUCAGCUAGCGGACCAGAAGAAGACCAGGAAAUGCUAGACGCAUGA
Molecule: messenger RNA, 1521 nt
Organism: Mycena indigotica
Lineage: Eukaryota; Fungi; Basidiomycota; Agaricomycetes; Agaricales; Mycenaceae
Product: RING-type domain-containing protein
Exons: 8
Coding region: 1-1521 (506 amino acids)
Biological process (GO): ubiquitin-dependent protein catabolic process; mitotic cell cycle checkpoint signaling; protein ubiquitination
Cellular component (GO): nucleus
Molecular function (GO): metal ion binding; ubiquitin-protein transferase activity
Source: RefSeq, a predicted model, not a curated record